AAAGACACAGGGAGAGAGAGAUGAAGAAAGAGAGAGUAAGUCAGUGAAUGUCUCAGUGAAAGUAGAGAUGGGUUCCGUCUGGAGCGACUGAGUGCAGUCCACCUCCUCUCCUCUCCUUUCAUCUCCUCUCCUCCUUCAGCCUGCUCUCCCCUCCUCUCCUCCUUCUCAUCAGGAAUCGGGACCUCACUCCCAUUACCCACCACCACCACCACACCCUCCUUCUCCUUCCUCCACCAACUCCCACUGACUGACUCUACUCUACGUUGCACGGCUGUCUUCUCCUCCACACUCCUGCCUGCCCCCUGAGCAAAAAGGACACACCAGACCAGCGGGAGUUUCUCACGACCGACCAGGACAGGACAACUGCUGCCUAGAGAGCUCUGUGCAGAGAGAAAGAAGGAGAGAGAGAGAAGUUGAGUCUUUUUUUGGGGGAAAUCUCGACUCCAUAUCGACUCUUGCCUCUCUCGCUCUCUCUUUGUCUUUUUUUUUCUCAUUCCUGCGAAGCAAAUAUUUGGAAUGGGAAGGGAUGUGGUGCCUGGCACGCACUGACUGAAGACAGACAAGAGAGAAAGAAGGGAAGAGAGAAAGAGUGCAACAGAAAGAGGGAAAAAGGAGAGGAAAAGAGGGAAGAAAAGAAAGGGAGAAUAAGAAGCGGAAAGAAAGAUAGAGAGAUAAAGAUUAAGGCAAAAAAAGAGAGAGGAAGAGAGCCGAGAGGAACCCUUGACAGGAAGAAUGUUGUGCUGGAGAGAGGCACCACACAGUGGACUCACUUAAGCCUGAAGUGGAGAGUGGAGAGUGGAGAGACAAGAGACGAGAGCUAUGCCGUCGCGCUCGGGAUCAGAACUGGCCAGACAGGACCACCGCCGGGCGCAUGAGAUACAGAUAAGAGCACAAGCGUGACCUCCUCCUCCUGGCCGGCCGUCUCUCUUUUUAACAUCCGUCCUCCUGUCUUCUCUUCGUUUAUAGCCUUCUCUCCUUCCCCCCAAAAACCACGGACACAUUAUGUGGAUGCUAUUUCUCUUCAUAAGGAUUCUCUGCAUUACCUGUGUCUGUGCCUAUGAGCACCAGGAUUAUAGUCCAGGAUAUAGUCCAGGCAAGGAGGAACCAGAGGUCGGUGUGGUUGAGGACUUAAUACAGGGGGUGUCCAGCGUGGAUGAGCUGCUAGAGUUGCUGUAUCCAGCCUACAGAUUGGUCCAGCAGUGCUUGCGGAGGAAGGCAGAGAGCACAACGCCCCAUCACUACACGGACGAUCCCAUGUGGGGCUCGUCCCGGCAAGCGGCUCUGUUCAAGACUGAUGGCACUUUAGAAGUCAUUAUGGAGGAGAUCCAGAGAACAAAAUGCAGUCCACGAGAGGUGUGCCUGGAAGUCGCCAAGGAAUUUCCGGAAAGCACCAGCCGAUUCUACGUCCCCCGCUGUGUGUCGGCCCAUCGAUGUGGAGGGUGCUGUAACAGUGAAGCAUGGCAGUGCACCAACACCAGUUACACAGUCAUGAACAAAACACUACUGGAGAUAUCUCCUCAGAAGUCUGUGGUCAUGGUGCCCGUUGUCAACCACACGUCAUGCGAAUGCCAGCAAAAGAGACCCAAACAUUCCAUCAUCAGGAGAUCUCUUGAUCUGCUACCAACGCUGUGUCCCCAGCCAGACGAGCCGUGCGACGCUGGCCUAGUGUGGGAUGAGCUGGCUUGCGAAUGCGUUCCAGUGCUGUCCCUGCUGUUGGACCAGCAGCUGGAGCCGAGGGACCCCGCCCUGUUGGAGUUGUGCGGGCCAAAUAAAGUGCUGGACGAGGAGAGCUGCGAGUGUGCGUGCCAGAACGGCCUGACCGACGCCAGCUGCGAGCCGGGGUGGCGUCUGGACGAGGGCUCGUGCGAGUGCGUGUGCGAGGUGGAGGCCUCGGGAGCGCAGCCGGCCUGCCCGCCCAACCAGAGCUGGGACCCAGAGCUGUGCGCCUGCGUCUGCCUGACCCAGUGCCCGCCCAGCCAGCCCCUGGACCCGGAGAUGUGCCAGUGCCAGUGCCGGGAGAGCGAGCAGACCUGUCUGCUACAGGGCAAGAGAUUCAAGGCUGACAGCUGCAGCUGUUACCGGCUGCCAUGUAAGGAUCCCCACAAGAAGUGCCAAAUGGGCUACUACUACAGCCACUUCGUCUGCCAGUGCAUUCCCAACUUCCUGAGGUCGAGCGAGAGGGAACUGACAUAGCAUACGCCGUAAAAUGUGCAGUGUUCAUUCAACACUUAAGUCGAUUCAAUUUCUCAUAGAGUGUUUUUGGUCCCAAAGUACUCUUUAAGUGUUGAAUCAACUCAGCAUUUUUUUUUUACUGUGUAAGCGUAGCAUGUCGGGACGGCCGGAACGGACGGAAGGAAGGCCAGCUGUCGAGGCUUCCGCGCUGCCAUGAAUGGAGGAGGAGGGGGGGAUUAGACACUUUAUGGAGAUUACUUACUCCAGAGACAUUUUUCACCGCCUGACAGACUCAAGCCCUCUCAGCCACUUCGGAUGUGCAAGAGGGGCCGCCGAACUAACAAGGGGGCCGUUGUUGUUGUUGUUGUCAGGGGGAGCACUGAGUUGAAACUGAACUGGACUGGACACAGCGGAGCUGAGCUGAGUUGAAAUGCCACGGACUACGGUUUUCACACAGCUCUGUGGAAAAAAAGCUUUUUUUGGGGGCAAAGCUGCUUUCUGAGUUGUAUUUAUCAAACGGUACAUUUGUGUUGUUGUUGUUGUCGUUGAUGUUUUUGUACUUGAAGGACAAGAAAUUGUGAAUGCUGCUGUUUCCUGUGUAAAAAAGACAUAGAGCAACUUACGUCCAUUUACAAAAGGCACUAUUUAUUAUGGAGAGAGAGACGUCAGGUUAUAUGUCAUGUAAACAGCAAUCAUGCAAUCAUUGCAUAUGUCAUUUGUGGUCAGUGGGUAUUCAAUUAUGGGGAUGCUGGUAAACAUUGAGUAAACCCGGUGACAUCACGUUGUAUAAAUCCUUAACCACUACAGUAAAUAUACAACCUGCUCUGUGUGGACAUGAGCAUUUCCUCCCUAAAGUAAACGUUUAUAUCAACAAUUUAAUGAAGUCAAAGUCCAAAACAAUCAGUGUGGAUUAUCGUGAUGGGAUGAUGAUUUAUUUUUUCCAAUCCACGCCAGGAGGAGGAGAAGAGUAUUAUUUUAUCCGUCUGCUUGUUUUCUGCGAUUGGGCUGAACUGAACUGGCCAGCACCCUUUCUGGAUGGCAUUGUCAUGAGGUAAUUAAGGAGGAGACACCCAUUUAGAGCAUUUGAAGAAAACCCAAACCAUGGGAAAGUCAAUAACAGCAGAGAGGACGCAAGGAAGUGAGGAAGCAGCAGAAACAUCGGAACACACAAAAAUGCUCUCUCUCUCUCUAGGCAGUUUUGUGGCUGGGCCUUCUCUCUCUCUCUCUCUCUCUCUCUCUCUCUCUCUCUCUCUCUCUCUCUCUCUCUCUCUCUCGUUUUGUCUCUGUCUCUGCAGUUUUGUGGCUGGGCCCUCUCUCUUUCUCUCUCUCUCUCUCUCUCUCUCUCUCUCUCUCUCUCUCUCUCUCUCUCUCUCUCUCGCUCUCUCUCUCUCUGUGGUGUAGUGGCGUGGCUGGGCCUUGGGUGUAACUCACAAAAACGCGUCCCCUGAUUGAUGUGUGGCUACAGGGCAGGGCCUCGCGUGUCGAGCACAGCCUGUCACGAGCGGCCUCACUUUCUUGCUCGGGUGCCGGGCCCCGCUCCAAACAUCCAGGCAGAACAGGCAGCAGCUGCUCUCGUAGGGCGUAUCUGGUUAUGGGAGAGAGAGAAAGGUAUAGAGAGGGCAGCACAGGGGAGCCGCAGCCAGGGAGGUAAUUGUGCAUGCAUGUAGGCAGGGCAGCUGACAGCUUUGGCCGGGCCUAGGAAAUCCCCCAACCCCCAAUUCAUACAAUGUAAUGGGAACCCAAUUCUGGGGCUCCUCUCAACCCUGGGCCCAGGACAACGGACCCCUUUACCCACCCCCACUGUCAGCUUCCCUGCAUGUAGGAACUAGACACUCCACAACAAUGCAGCACACCACAGAGCAGCAGAGAGGAGAGAGCUGACAUACACUACACGGCCUGGGCCGCAGGGAUGUUAUGCGUGCGCUGCACUCGGUCCGGCAGCCACAGUGGUGUUGGAUCACUGCAACAGCAAACAGAAGGGACACACCCUCCCGCUAUGAGGAAACACGCCUUCAAAAUCACGUCUCGGAUUCCACAUAGGGAACAUAUGUGGUCUAGAUAAUAAAUCAAUUUUUUAAUGAGGUCAAUUUUAAAGAGAGUACUGAUUGUAUACCUAUUCCACCCCUGUUCAUUAGUGCAUAAGGGUUUGUCUGUCACCACCAGUUACUGUAUAGAUUGUUCUCCCGGGAUCACUUCCAUACAGUAUUUUGGUAGCCACUUUCAAAUGGUUGGUCAAGAGAUUUCCACUGUACUGCAAACAAAAUGACUGCAACUGUGAUUUAUGUAACCGUGUGUAGGCCUAUUUUAUGUACCUGUAAUGAUAUACUGAAAUGAAAUGAAAUAUUCUU
Molecule: messenger RNA, 4520 nt
Organism: Engraulis encrasicolus (European anchovy)
Lineage: Eukaryota; Metazoa; Chordata; Actinopteri; Clupeiformes; Engraulidae
Product: vascular endothelial growth factor C-like
Exons: 7
Coding region: 1003-2193 (396 amino acids)
Biological process (GO): positive regulation of endothelial cell proliferation; response to hypoxia; positive regulation of angiogenesis
Cellular component (GO): membrane
Molecular function (GO): chemoattractant activity; vascular endothelial growth factor receptor 3 binding; growth factor activity
Source: RefSeq, a predicted model, not a curated record